Strongyloides ratti is the source of this 726-nucleotide messenger RNA. Its product is annotated as Histone chaperone asf1. The transcript has 2 exons. The coding region runs from base 1 to 726 and encodes 241 amino acids. Gene Ontology annotation, cellular component: nucleus. Gene Ontology annotation, molecular function: histone binding. The record is from RefSeq and is a predicted model, not a curated record. NCBI's taxonomy places the organism in Eukaryota, Metazoa, Nematoda, Chromadorea, Rhabditida, Strongyloididae. Gene Ontology annotation, biological process: DNA replication-dependent chromatin assembly.
AUGGCUAAUAGAAUAAUUAUUGAAGAUGUUACAUUUCAUGACAACCCUUCUAAAUUUACUGAUCAGAUAAAAUUAUCCAUAAAGUUUCAAACGGUAGAGAAUAUAGAACCAGGUACUAAGUUUGAGUUAGUAUAUGUUGGAGAUCCAUCCUCAAGAAAUUAUGAUCAGUCGCUGGAUACAAUAGAGUUUGAAGAUAUACCUGUUGGUAUUCAUACAGUUACAUUAGAAGUUAAUCAUCCUGAUGUGAAUAAAAUUCCACCUAAAGAUCUUGUUGGAGCAACAGCCAUAAUAUUAGAUUGUUAUUACAAAAAUCAACUUUUUUCGCAAACUUCGUGGUUUGUGAGUGUUGAAUAUACGGAUCCAGACCUUGUUGAAAACCCUCCAUUAACUCCUGUUAUUGAAAAAUUAUCGAGAACUAUUGAUACUGAUGACCCUAGGACAUGUCUUCAUACAAUAAAAUGGAGUGAGGUUGAUGACUUAUUGGUUAUCCCAAAUGUUCCAACAAAACCUGAAUCUGGUGAAGAUGAUGAAAUCGUUUUUUCUGCUGCUGAUUUUACUGAAGAUGAAUUAAAAAAAUUAGAAAAUGAAGCUGAAUUUUAUGAAUCUUCUGAUGAGGAUGAUGAGUCUAUUGAUCUCAGCGACGAAGACAUUUUGGAUGAGGAAGAAGAAAUUGGAAAUACAACCAUAGAUGAAAAUGAAGAAGAUGAAACUCCUAUGGAAAUGUAA